Molecule: messenger RNA, 2178 nt
Organism: Aspergillus calidoustus
Lineage: Eukaryota; Fungi; Ascomycota; Eurotiomycetes; Eurotiales; Aspergillaceae
Source: the annotation of a GenBank genome assembly
UCGCAAUUUUGGCUUCCCUUGCCAGUUUGACGAGCCGCUCGUUUUCGCCAUGCCCCGAUUGCAGUCUCUCGUUUCAGUUCUCUUACUUUCACGCUCCUUAAUUCCAGCUGUAUCCGCCGUCGCUACAGAGGUAAGCGAGAUUGUGACAUGUGCAACCUCAACUCCCAACCCCUUUUCUAACCCAUCAUUCGAAGAUGGUAUCACGGGCUGGGGAUUCGCCUCUGGAACCACCGGCAGUGUCGUUUCAGGCGAUGCAGCCGACGGCUCAUCCUAUAUGGAGACGACUGCCACUUCUACCUCGGUGACUGUAUUGCUAUACCAAAGAAGCAGCGAUUUCAUCACGAACGGCCACUAUGCCGCAUCUUUCCAGUACCGCAUCAAACCGAGUUCCUCCCAAGCCUCUAUGACCUGCUACAUAAAGGCCUACAUGGACUCUUUUACUUCCGCUGGUCUCCUUGGGAGUGCCAGCCAGGCUGUCUCUUCAAGCAUUGUUGGCUGGACUACUCUCUCGUUCGACUAUACCCCGACCACCAGUGGGACACACACAUUCGAAAUAUAUGGCUACUGCACUGGUACCACCGGCCAUACUGGGGCAGCUAUUGAUAUUGACAAUGUCGAGUUUGUUGGGCCUCCGGUCACAUUGUGUUCAACUCAGACUAUUACACUGACCUCGACGUCGACGACAACGACAACCACCGCUUCGACAGAGACAUCUUCCACGCAGGUCUUAUCCUCAUCUUCAAUUGUCUCGCCGCCGGUGUCCUUACACACACCAUCUCCAGUUAUUCCAGUCGUGUCACCUUCAUCCAGUCUUGCUGCCUCGUCAAGCGCCAUCACCUCGAUAAGCUCUUCGUCUGCCGCUAUCAGCCCUAAAACUCAUCGCCUUUCCACCCCCGUUAUUCCUGCUUCCUCGUCUGUUGCUACUACAAGCCCUUCUUCGAGUAUACCAAUGGCUACGAUUAGCUCGUCGGGCACUGCUUCGAUUACUAUCUCUACAAUCACUACCACCACUACCACCGCUAUGACUACUUCUUCAAUGGAUGCAGACACAACGCUUACCUCUUCGCGGUCAACCACUCUCGCACCAACCACACUACCCUCCCAGGCAACCGAGACAGAGGGCAGAAGCACCACAUCGACUGUUCUGAGCACCCGCACCGCAACAAUCACCGCUUGUCCCUCGACCGUUACAAACUGCCCUGCCUCCGAACAGACGACUUUUGUGACCACAGAGACUGUAGUAGUUUCAACCACCAUCUGCCCCGUCCGGUCUCAACCAACCACGACCAUUAUCGGUGAUGAGACUCCAGACACUCCAGCAAGCACGACUUCUACUGUCUUUACUACACGCAUCGCAACUAUCACGGCGUGCCCCUCGACCGUCCAGGACUGUCCCGCUCGUGCAAAGACUACAUUCGUCACGACAGAGACUCUGGUUGUUUCGACAAUUAUCUGCCCCGUGACAGCCACUCAAACUCCUGCGGGCACCGGCAUUCAUUCUACAGCUGGCUCGAACGCCAACUACUACGGCUCGGACGCUGCUGCUGAAAACUGGACGGUCGGUGGUACUUCUGCGCCCAGCUCCAGCUCCCGCUCGAGCUCGGCCACCGGGGCCAGAUCCGUUACCGGAUCUGCGACUGCGACUACUCCUAGUUCAACUUCCGGCUCGAGCUCAGCCGUUGAUUCAGUCGGUGCCACCGGCGGUGUUCUUCCCGAGUCUGGGAACCACAACGCUAGUGGAACCGAAAGUAGUGAGCAGGAAAGCGCUACGUUUACUAGAACGCGCUUUGAGACACAGUAUGGCAGCAGCACUCCAGCAGUUCCGGUUCCGUCGUCUACUACUCCCGGGGUGCCGGGGGUUUCGAUCGUGCCCAGUGCACCUGAUGCCCUCUUUACUGGUGCUGCACCUGUGUCUGCAGUGCGGAUCACCUACGGACAACUGGUUGGCUCACUCGCCGGCUGGCUAUUGUCAGCGAUGCUCGUCAUGCUUGCUUAAGCACUUGGAUGCAAGAGGUUGAUUUAGCCGUGUUUUUAACGCAUUGCGUAGAAGACAUGGCAUGGGGCUUGCGGUGAGCAGAUGGAGCCUUUAGUUAUUACUAUUAUAGGCAGGACUUGACAUCCGUUUUGAUAUACAUACUAAUAUUCUAUGAUUUAAUUAAUACCUAACUUCUUGCUUGG